GUUCGAAAAGCUGACGGACUAUGAUUACCGCGGCACGACCUACUACAGCGUGCGAAACCUGUCUCUGUACGAGUGUCAGGGCUGGUGUCGCGAGGAGGACGAGUGUCAGGCAGCGGCGUUCUCGUUCGUCGUAAAUCCUUUGGCGCCGAUGCAGGACACCCUGUGCCAGAUGCAGAACGAGACAGCCGCGACGAAUCCCGCGGCACAGCCGCAGAGAGCGGCGAACAUGUACUACAUGACGAAGCUUCAGAUCAGAUCAGAGAACGUCUGUCUACGGCCGUGGUCCUUCGAACGGGUUCCCAACAAGAUGAUCCGCGGCUUGGACAACGCGCUGAUCUACACGUCGACGAAGGAAGCUUGUCUAGCCGCUUGCCUGAACGAGCACCGUUUCACCUGUCGCUCCGUCGAGUACAAUUACGUAACUCUGCAGUGUCAUCUGAGCGAUUCUGAUCGAAGAACGACCGGCCAGUACGUGCAAUUCGUGGACGCCCAGGGUGUGGAUUACUUCGAGAAUCUCUGUCUGAAAGGAAAAGAGGCUUGCAAAUCCCAGAGAGUGUUCCAGAUACCGAGAAUCGGCGUGACCGACGACAAGGUCGCGCAAUACGCCGGAUUGCAUUAUUACACCGAUAAAGAGCUCCAAGUUCAAAGUGAAUCCGCGUGUAGGUUGGCCUGCGAGAUCGAGAACGAGUUUCUCUGUAGAUCCUUCCUCUAUCGCGGUGCUCCACAGGAAUCCGCUUACAAUUGUCAGCUAUUCCAUCUGGAUCAUUGGACCCUUCCCGACGGUCCCUCGGCGUACCUCAAUGCGGAACGACCGUUGAUCGAUAACGGGGAAAGGGUUGGCACCUAUUUCGAGAACUAUUGUGAAAGUAAGAAACACCUUUCCAAGGGUACAGGCCCUGUGGCGGAUCCCCUGCCAGUUGUGUUCGAGACUACGGAAGAUCCCACCAUAAACAACCUUACGCGGAACGACAUAAACUGCGAUAAAACUGGUACCUGCUACGACGUAUCGGUUGACUGCAAGGAUACGAGGAUUGCUGUUCAAGUUCGUACGAACAAACCGUUCAACGGUAGAAUAUACGCUCUCGGCCGUUCGGAAACCUGUAACAUCGACGUGAUAAACAGCGAUCUGUUCAGGCUCGAUCUGACUAUGAGCGGACAAGACUGUAACACUCAGAGUGUGACUGGAAUCUACUCGAACACGGUCGUCCUCCAGCACCAUUCCGUGGUAAUGACCAAGGCUGAUAAGAUAUACAAAGUGAAGUGCACGUACGACAUGUCCUCGAAGAAUAUUACCUUCGGGAUGAUGCCUAUCCGGGACCCGGAAAUGAUCAGUAUCACCAGCGCUCCAGAAGCCCCUCCGCCAAGGAUUCGUAUCCUCGACAGCAGGUCCAGGGAGGUCGAGACUGUCCGCAUCGGAGACAAGCUAACCUUCAGAAUCGAAAUCCCGGAAGACACUCCCUAUGGAAUCUUCGCAAGAAGCUGCGUCGCCAUGGCAAAGGACUCGAAGAGCACCUUCCAGAUUAUCGACGACGAAGGAUGCCCAGUGGAUCCGUCGAUCUUCCCAAGCUUCACGCCUGACGGAAACGCUCUUCAAUCUGUCUACGAGGCGUUCAGAUUCACCGAGUCGUACGGCGUGAUCUUCCAGUGCAACGUCAAGUACUGUCUGGGACCCUGUGAACCGGCUGUCUGCGAGUGGGGACGUGAAUCGGUAGAAUCGUGGGGCAAGAGGCGUCGAAGAAGCAUCGCGAACGCCACGGAGGAGAAGGCAGAAGACAUGACGUUGUCUCAGGAAAUCUUGGUUCUCGACUUUGGCGACGAGAAGCAGUCGGACUUCUUGAAGAGCGACGCUAGCAUAGACUUCAACGAAGCCGAUAAAACGGUGACUAUAGUGGAGCCGUGUCCAACCAAGACUUCCGUGUUGGUCCUCGGCGUGACGUGCGCUCUCCUGGUCCUCAUCUACAUUUCCACGAUCUUCUGUUACUACAUGAAGAAAUGGUUGUCACCCCGCAAAAUGAUGCCGUGAAAACUUUCCGUCGC
Messenger RNA from Habropoda laboriosa, 2037 nucleotides. RefSeq lists its product as uncharacterized. Bases 149 to 2023 code for a protein of 624 amino acids. NCBI's taxonomy places the organism in Eukaryota, Metazoa, Arthropoda, Insecta, Hymenoptera, Apidae. The transcript is spliced from 10 exons. The record is from RefSeq and is a predicted model, not a curated record.